Messenger RNA from Triplophysa dalaica, 4073 nucleotides. RefSeq names its product CLOCK-interacting pacemaker b (gene cipcb). The transcript has 4 exons. The coding region runs from base 607 to 1671 and encodes 354 amino acids. The record is from RefSeq and is a predicted model, not a curated record. Gene Ontology annotation, biological process: negative regulation of DNA-templated transcription; negative regulation of circadian rhythm. NCBI's taxonomy places the organism in Eukaryota, Metazoa, Chordata, Actinopteri, Cypriniformes, Nemacheilidae. Gene Ontology annotation, cellular component: nucleus.
AGGACACUUGUAGGCCUACAUAACUCGAGCAGCUCUCUGGCGCCUCCCUGCGGCCGAACACGAUGUCCUCACGUCUCGCUGCAGUCACGUUUUAUAGCUUAGUGUUUGAAGCGAUAACCAAUAGCAGCUUUGAUCUUAAGAAGAAGGCCCGCCUCUUAAAUGCAUGCGGCCUUGCGCAGACCGAUCGAUAAAAUACAUCACAGUACCGCGAGAGCCAAUCAAAAGCUGUGUGCGCGCAAUCUGCGCAUCGCUCUCGCGCUCUCUGCGUACGAGCUGCGCAACGAUUCAUGACGCCAACAACAUGCGGAGGCGCGUUCUGCUCUUCUGGUCCCUCCCCCACGACAUGGAUUGGCUUGUGGUUCCAUAUAUGCUGCGUGAUUGGACAGUUGACAAAUCUAUCCCUUUUAGCCACAACCCUGAACAGUGACAUAAGAGAACAGUGUUGAUAUAACAAGCGCAAUGUACAUUUAACAGCAUAGUUAUUACAUUUUAGAUAAACAUUAAUAACGUAAAGACUUUACAAAGGCUUCAAGAAUUAAUAAACGAAGCACUCGGCUCACGACAUGACGGUUGGCCAAAGGCGGGCUCGCGGAAGACGGGUGUGGAAUGAAUCCUGUUGUGGUCUCGUGUACCGAACCGUGUGACGAGCUGCGCUUCUCUGAGCGACGUGACGCACUGACAACAAGGCAGGUGAGGGGGACGAUGAUGAGCAGGAAAUUACAGGAUGAAGGACUCACGAGGACAAUGAGCAAGUUUAAAGACAGACGGAUGGACGGAUCGGAGUCUGAGAGGGACUCGGGCUUCUCAGACGCCGGCUCUGAGCAUCUGAGUGCAGUUGAUCAUACGGACACAGACGACACCUCGAGAUCUGUGGGGUCCGCAGGGGCCGGUUCUAGAUCACAGCCAGGUGCUGUGGUGGGGGGCGGAGCUCCGUCACCUGUGAUCAUCAUGAUGAAACAGUCUGGAGAUAAUCCUGCUUCUGUAAAACCCUGGAGUUUCAGUCCAGCUGUCGAAGUGGUUCAGCAUCCUCAAGUCGUCUUUCUCCAACCAAUGGUCCCCCAAACAACCGCUGCGGUGUCGAAUGGAGCUCCUUCAAAGCAUCGUCGACAUAGAAAGUACCUCCCCAUCCUCAAAUCCUACCCCAAAAUUGCCCCUCACCCUGGAGACAGUCCACAGACGGGGGGCAGCAGCAGCUCUGCUUCCUCUGUACAGAGUUCAUCUUCCUCUCGGUUGGAUUGCAGUAAAAAAGACGCUCAGCACUGCUCGCAGCCCAGCGCGUCCUCCAUUGCCCCGACUCACACAACUUUACCCAACUCUCCAUCUGCCCUUCCCACUAGUUCAGAUGCUAACAGCGUGAGACCCAAAUCCACAGACGGCCGUCCUGACUCGUCCCAGCACACGCUGGCGGCCAAAUCACGGGACGUUUGCUCCAGCGCCAUGGACGACAAGUCAAAGCGAUUCUGCAACACCUACAAUAUUCUCAGUAAGUCGGGACUGUUGGACAUCACGCUGCGCACCAAAGACUUAAUUCGGCAGAAUCGCCGGACGCAGAGGGAGCUGGAGCGGCUGCGCGAGCACACAAACCUAUACAUGGAAGCUCUGCAGACGGGAGACUCAAAGAUCUGGAGCAAACUUCACAUGAACGUGCAGGAGGAGAACACAACCUCAUGAGGACACACACAUGAGCGUGCAGGAGGAGAACACAACCUCAUGAGGACACACACAUGAGCGUGCAGGAGGAGAACACAACCUCAUGAGGACACACACAUGAGCGUGCAGGAGGAGAACACAACCUCAUGAGGACACACACAUGAGCGUGCAGGAGGAGAACACAACCUCAUGAGGACACACACAUGAGCGUGCAGGAGGAGAACACAACCUCAUGAGGACACACACAUGAGCGUGCAGGAGGAGAACACAACCUCAUGAGGACACACACAUGAGCGUGCAGGAGGAGAACACAACCUCAUGAGGACACACACAUGAGCGUGCAGGAGGAGAACACAACCUCAUGAGGACACACACAUGAACCGCUGAGAACACAAUGAACCCUUGGCAGAUUUUGACGUUUUCAUCUGAAUCUAUUGUAGCUUCUGUCAGAAUAUCUAUACAAGAAACUCUACACACAUGUGUAUUCUUUAGUUUUCUCUGCAGUGCCGUUUUGUAUGACUAGAGUUGAACAUCAUCCAUUAAAGACAAACAGAAGAAAUGUCUGUUAAUAUCGCUUCAUAAAAUGAUUUUUAUAUCUGCUGCAUACUCAGAAAAGUAUCACAUGUGCAUCAGUCCUUUCGUCUUUAUUUGUUGCCUUUGGAGAUAUCUUCUUAUGGCCGAAAUGUUAAACAGUAUCACAUGUGUUCUUAACAGAGCAGGCCAUCCCAGAAUGCACUGCAUUAAGUUCAGUCAUCAACCAAUUCAAAAAGGACUAUUAAUAUCUGUGUUUAUUGGAGGCCUGUUGGUAGAAGAGCUGAUGCAUAUGUAGGGUUCCAGACUGAUGGGUGUGUGUGUGUGUGUGUGCUCACAGGCUUCAGGAAAAGAGCUCUGGUGUGUUGGGCUAAAAGGUGUUGCGCGUGUUUUUAAAGCACGUGAUGCCGUAGCGUUACAUCACCAGUGAAUUCACCUUUGAGGUCAUAAUGGUUAUUAUUGAUGAAAAUGAAGAACUCAUGUAUGAAAAACAUCCAUUGCUCACAAAACAACUAAACACAGAUUCUUAUCAUAACACAAAUGACAAUCACAUCACAUUGGAUGCAUUAAUGCAACAGCUGUUUUCAGUGAUGAUUCCAUUAAUUCCAUGAACUAUUUAAAUAAUGUUUAUUUUGUUAUGGGGGAUUGUGAGCUGUAUCAAUGAGUUGAUCAAUGAUAAAUAUGAUUCUAUAAUGAGUUCAUCCGUGUGUGUCUGUGGCAGCUGUUACUUCAGAAAUGUUUUUAUGAGUCGUCUACAUGAAGCCGGAUCACAUCAUUCAUUCACACGCCUGGUUCAUUUGACAUCCGUGUUUCCUUGUAUUAUUUCACCAGAAUGUGGUGUGAACUGAUCCAGCCUUCUGUCACGUGAAGAUUUUUUACCUGAGGUUUAAAUUUUGUUUCAGAUUCUGCAUUUGACGUGUUCACUGUACAAAAGCUAUUUUGUUGUUCCGUCAUGCUUUAUUGUUAUUAACAAUGUUAAUAUAGAAAUGAAAGCAGUAAUGAGAGAUCUCUCAGACUGCAGGUGUUUUGCUUUGAGAAGAAACUGCAGACGUGUCUCUGUUGUCUCUUUUAUUCUGUCUGAAUCUUUUAUUAUUAUCAGUCUAAUGUCUGAACUAUGGAAGAAACCAUAGAAAUUGUUUUGCUAAAGCAUUAGAAACUUUCUGGUGCCUUAUUGUGUUUUUUGACUGUAGUAUUUCACAUGAAGCAGUGAUUUACUGCAGCAAAUAGGUUCUCUAAGUUCAGGUUUGUCGUGGAGUUGAUCUUUUAAAUAACAUGAUGCUGUAGUUACUAUAAUGACAAAUUCUGUCAAAACCACUUCUGUGUCUUUAUUUUGUGACCUUUUAAAGGCCGUCUGACGCAGUUCUUAUUCUGUAUUUCAAAACAAUCUGUGAUUUUAUGGUUUUAUUUUGCUCUGUUUCCAUCUUAUCUUUUGUACAUGAAAUAAUAAUACACUGUUUUGUCUGUGAACAUUGUUGACAGAACCUUUACCCUCAGUAAUCCUAAACACUGUUAGAUAUGUUACAGACAGAUACAGGUGUGUAGAGCCAGAGAUGAUUUUGAGGUUUGAUCCCAGACAUUGCACAUACUGAGAAACACAUGUAUAGUGUGUAGUAUAAUGCAAUGUAAGUCACUUUAGAUAAAAGCGUCUCCCAAAUGCAUAAAUGUAAUUGAAAUGAUUGUGUUCUAUCAUGUAUGAAGCAACAUAUGACAUAUGACAGCUCCUUCAGUUCAUCUCAACACACGAGAGCAGAUAUCAGAUCUACACAACCAAAGCUUCAACUGAACAUUCACUAUCAUGUUAAUAAUGAGAUUCGGGUUUGUAUUAUUUCAUUUUGUUUACGUUUCCUACACUGUCAGAUGUUUUCAUGUCAUAAAGUCAUUUAAAAUCUUAA